AUGCAAAUUAGGGUUUUGGCAAACUGCUAUUAAAACAGCAAAACCUUCACCUUUGCUCUCUUCAGACCAUCUUUAGUACAGAGAGAGAAAAUAGGCAGGCAGCAAUGGCAAGGAUCAAGGUACACGAGUUAAGGAACAAAUCAAAGACAGAGCUGUUGAGUCAGCUCAAGGACUUAAAAGCUGAACUUUCUCUCCUUCGUGUAGCCAAGGUCACUGGUGGUGCCCCCAACAAGCUCUCCAAGAUUAAGGUGGUGAGGCUAUCCAUUGCUCAAGUUUUGACAGUGAUAUCCCAGAAGCAGAAGGCUGCAUUGAGGGAAGCCUAUAGGAAGAAGAAGUUUUUGCCUCUUGAUCUCCGUCCCAAGAAGACCAGAGCUAUUCGCCGCCGCCUUACCAAGCAUCAGCAAUCUUUAAAAACAGAGCGGGAGAAGAAGAGGGAGAUGUACUUUCCCAUGAGGAAGUAUGCCAUUAAAGUGUAAUCUUGAGAUUUAACUUAGGAGGGGAUACUUUUGUGUUAGAUUCGAAGUGCCUGCUCCAGGAUACUGUUUAAAUUUUGUGUUGUUGAAUUUUCAUUUUCUUCAUAACAUUCCAUUUUACCUUCCAACUUUCUCACUAUUAAGAAUUAUUGUAAUUUAAGGAAUUUUGAUCUGGUUUUUCUUUUAGAGUCUAGGGUUUUAUCAUGCUUGGUUGAGGCAAAUUGAAGGGUUAAUGAGUAAUGUUAAACAUACACAGGGAAAACCUAAGAUCUUAAUCCUAACUCUUACUGUCUGGCUGUGUUCUAGUCAACUUCAAGUAGAAAAUAUUAUCCAAGUUUUCCAGUCUUGAAAGAUUCCUGUAGGUGAAGAGGAUUAUAUGUGGUAAAAUGUGUUC
Molecule: messenger RNA, 867 nt
Organism: Durio zibethinus
Lineage: Eukaryota; Viridiplantae; Streptophyta; Magnoliopsida; Malvales; Malvaceae
Product: large ribosomal subunit protein uL29-like
Biological process (GO): translation; maturation of LSU-rRNA from tricistronic rRNA transcript (SSU-rRNA, 5.8S rRNA, LSU-rRNA)
Cellular component (GO): ribosome; cytosolic large ribosomal subunit
Molecular function (GO): structural constituent of ribosome; mRNA binding
Source: RefSeq, a predicted model, not a curated record